AAGGAACCUCCAGAUGAUCCCUUAAUGCAGCCGGUUAGGCUAUCAUGUGUGGCAAAGCGUUCACGAGUUAACACAACCAGGAGGCGGCAUUUGGGCUAGUUGUGUUCAUAUUGCAUUUGGUGGUGCUCCGAAGAUAUAUCCGCAACUAUGACGAAGCACGAGUUUUUUGUCGAUAUGACCUGUGAGGGCUGUUCUGGAGCCGUCACACGCGUUCUCACAAAACUGGAUGUCAAGUUUGAUAUAGAUCUCCCUAACAAGAAGGUGUUCAUCGACUCUGACAAGGACACAGACGUCCUUCUGGAAACAUUGAAGAAGACUGGGAAAGCUGUCAACUACAUCGGCCCAAAAUAAACCUGAUAUGCUUCCCCCAGUUGCUAUGAGUACAGAUAGUCUUUUCCUUUUCCUCACUGUUGAUUGAUGAUGCUGAAUAACCAGUUGGAGCUCUUUCAUGAUGACACAGGAAGAAGGCUAGUCACACCACAGGGGACCACUCAGAGUUCUUGCACGCUGUAUGUUUUUUUUUUUUUUUUUUUUUUUUUUUUAAAUGGGAGAUUAGAUGGAAAGGAGAAUGGGUUUAAGACAAUUGUAGGAAGUUUUGUUAUGUCUGAAAUGUUUGUCUUUGUCUUUAAAUAGAUCCUCUAAUCAAGAAACAAAAUCAAUCACAGCACUCUGAAAAUGUAACAAUUAUAAUGUUAGCCGACAUAAAAAUUAACUGAUUCCACUUA
Messenger RNA from Sardina pilchardus (European sardine), 725 nucleotides. RefSeq names its product antioxidant 1 copper chaperone (gene atox1). NCBI's taxonomy places the organism in Eukaryota, Metazoa, Chordata, Actinopteri, Clupeiformes, Clupeidae. Gene Ontology annotation, molecular function: copper chaperone activity; metal ion binding. Gene Ontology annotation, cellular component: cytosol. The coding region runs from base 148 to 351 and encodes 67 amino acids. The record is from RefSeq and is a predicted model, not a curated record. Gene Ontology annotation, biological process: copper ion transport. The transcript has 4 exons.